ACAUGUGCAUGUCGAAUGUUGCGUCGAUUUUCUCUUUUCAAAAUAAUACGUGGUUUUUUAAUUAUUCGUACAGUGUAUUUUUGUUUUUACCGAGAAGGAAUCGAAUAAAAUGUGUUUCUACAGUGCAUUUUAAUUUAUAAGAAUUUAAAACUAUCGCGUAUUCGUGAUUUAGUGAAAAUGAAUGGUAAAAAGCGCUGUGAAAAGGGAACUUUCUCGCCAGACGGAAUGCGAGCCGAAAUCCUAAAUCCAUUUGUGCACAAGUUGGAGUUAGACAACGCUUAUGAUAAAAUACGCACGGCAAUUUUCACGGUCAUCCUGCUACCGUUCCGUGUGAUCGUCAUUUGUUACCUGAUCGUGACCGCCUGGUUCCUGGCUUGUGUCGGCCUUUACGGCCUCAGCGAAGAUGACCUUAGAAAGAAACCUAUGACAGGAUGGAGAAGCAAGCUACGUUUCUACAUUCUAUCUCUCAUGAGAUUGGUGGUGGUAGCUGCUGGUUUCCAUCGUGUGAAGGUGUUGGGGCUGGAGCGCAUGGCCAGGGGCCGUGAAGCACCAGUAGUGGUAAUGGCACCGCACUCCAGUUUCUUUGAUGCCAUUGCAAUCGUGGUUCUUGGCGCGCCCAGUGUGGUUGCGAAAGCGGAUACAGCCAAACUACCCUUCAUUGGACAAUUAAUAAACUAUACGCAGCCGGUAUAUGUCUGGCGUGAUGAUCCCAACUCUCGCCAGAACACGAUCAAGGAAAUCAUUGAAAGAGCGACAUCGAAGGAGGAUUGGCCCCAGGUGUUAAUCUUCCCCGAAGGAACAUGCACGAACCGCUCAUGCCUGAUAACCUUUAAGCCAGGCGGUUUCUACCCAGGUGUCCCCGUUCAACCCGUCACCAUUCGAUACCCCAACGCAAAAGAUACGGUUACUUGGACCUGGGAGGGACCUGGCGCAUUAAAACUCCUCUGGCUGACAUUGACACAAGUACAUAGCUCGUGUGAGAUAGAGUUUCUGCCUGUCUACUAUCCUAACGAAGAAGAGAAGAGGAACCCUAAACUCUUCGCCAGGAACGUGAGAGAUGUCAUGGCUAAAGCGCUCGGAGUACCAGUCCUGGACUAUACGUAUGACGACUGCCGACUGAUAGCAAAGGCCAAACAACUGGGCAUUCCCGGCGGCGCAUCUAUUCGGGAAGUCGCCGAAUUGAGAGGCCAGCUCAAACUGGACAUCGCGAACUACGAAGUGGACCUGAUAGAAACAGGUCUGCAGGGCACUCCUCGCUGGCUGACCCUGGAGCAGUUCGCCUUGAGGAUGGAUGUGCUCAUCACCGUGCCUUGCUCUCGGCUUUACAAGAUAUUUGUGCAGCAAUCCAUAAACUUGAUGUACUUCCCUGACUACCUCCUUGCGACGCUCUUCAUCUUGUAUCAGCACGAACCACUUGCUCUGCUUAUUGCCUAUGGAUUUAAGAUUUUCGAUGGCUCUGGUACUGGGAGAUUAGACAUCACAAGCUUCGAAGAGUUAGCGGCUCGAACUCUCAAUCUGGGACCGGAGGACGCUCAUAAUCUCUUCAGAGGAGCCGACGUCGAGAAGAAGGAAUAUAUAACAUACGAUGAAUUCGUUGCCUACGCGACGAAGAAGCCGGAGUUGAGCUUCGUCUUCGCCAGAGACGGGUCUCAAAAGGUGAAAAUCCAGUGAGAGUUGCAGGUUCACAUCCCCGCCGUGCGCGAUCUUCAAAUGCCGGACUAAAGGCACGGGGACGAAGGAGCGAGAAAGGGAAUUCUAUGAAAACGUUUCAAAAGAUAUUUUUACGUAACAAAUAGAUAUGUACCUUAUUAUUAUUUUACGCCUAUCGCAUAUUAUAACGGAUCGGUGUUUGUAAAUUAUUUUAAUAGCGAGUAUUAUUGUAUUUUUUACAAAACCUUUUAUGAAGAGAAUUCAAAGAAAUCUCGUAUGUUUUUUUUUAUAUUAUGAGGAAUAUGUUUGAUUGGAUAAUAUAUUUAAGUCAAAUGAGAACCGCAUAUUAAUAUUAUUAAAGUUCUAUCCCUUUCAUACAUCGCUUGCUUUUGGGGAUUGUGAACGGAACAUGUAAAUACUCAUUAUUCAAUACUCUUUCGAAUACACAGCAAAGCGUGUUGUCUCUUUUUAAAUAAUACUUAGCGAAGGAGACCGAUAUACCGAGUCUAUAGUCGGGUAUAGUAUAAGUUAAAAGCAGUGUUGGCCUCAGGUGGCUUCAGCGUGCGACUCUCAUGCCUGAGGUCGUCGUAGGUUUGAACCCCAGCUGUGCACUGUGUAAAAUUCGGACAGUGAAAGAAAACGUUGCUCGCCUUAGACUCAAAAAGCCGACGGCGUUUGGGAGGCUUAUCACUCGUUUAUUAGGUUGAUAAUUAAUCAUGAAACAGACAUAUAACCUAAAAACGUUGUAGCGCCACUGAUUUAUUAUAGUAUAAGUUAGUAGCUUCUAAGUAGAAAUUAUAUAAAUUGGCUUUAUAACUGUUAUAGUAGUUUAUUGAAUUACGACUUUAUCUAAUUGUAUUAAGGUGUACUUUACAUACACAAUGAUUCUCAUAUUAUGGUUUCUCAAUGUUUAGAAAUAUUCAAAUUAUAAAAACGAAAUAUAGAUAUGCGCUUGAAACGUCUAACACCAAACCCAGUGUCAUCGCUAGCCCAUGAUUUCAUUUGCUAAAUUGAUGACGAAAGAUAGCUAAAUUAUACCAGUAUCAAUACUUUCGUCGGCAAGGGUAUAGGGAUCUCGAACCAAGGACAGGUAGAACAUGUCUUUCAAUGUUUGUCUUUCAAUUGAUGUUGGUAGUUCUGUAUAAUAACGAUUCAAAUGACUGUGACCUAACGGGAAUUUUAGAUCCACCCUUGGGUUGGCUAUUUCAGGACGCUUCAUUUAACCUCUGGUUUUCCGAAUAUACAAUUUUUGGUUGUGUAAAUUAGCAUACAAAAAUAAACAAAUUAAUGUUGCAUAUAAAAAAUUGUCAUACAUUUAGUAUAUAUUCCAUAUUAUUGGCCAUAAUUGAAGAGUUUGAAUCAUUUAAACAAACAAUUGAUACCGUACGGAGCCAUUACUUAUGUGAUAAUCGUAAAAUUAAAUUGAGCUUUUAUUGUAAAUAUUCUUGAGAAUAGGCUUAAUAGGUACUGAUAAUCUACGAAUUAAUCAUUAUAACCUUAAAAUAUCUGUCCCUCUCGUUUCAUCACAGCAUAAAUACAAUUUGACAGAAAGAGACAAAAGUGUACUUUAGUUGUACGUAAAAAUAAGCGCGUAAAUAUAAUUAGUAUUUGCUACGGUGAAAGCAUAAAUUGUGAGGAAAGUCUUGGAAUGAGACAAGAAUGGUGAAUUUACUCUUAAAAGCCUGCCGAGUGAGGCGUGCGUGUGUGAAGAGAGAAAGAGAGAGAAUAGCAAAAAAGCAAUAUAUAGUGAAUUUAGGAACUAUUUAGGUUGAACACCCGGCAUGCACGCUUUAGAAUAUUACUUACGAUGUGUACAAUAAUUUUACCUACAUUUUAUGUUACUUCAACUGUAACUUCCAAUAGUGAUAAUGAUCUCCGUGUUGUCUCGGUUCAAACUUGGUCGCAGAAAGAAAUAUGGAGGUCGCUGUCAUUCCUCUUUAUUAAUAACUGUUAAAGUUACUGUGUAAAAAUAAUAUGGAGGAAAAAAUUCAAUUCAUGUGAAUAUGCAGAUUUUUGUUCGGGUAUAAUAUAAUAAUUAUAUAGCAAUAUAUAAUAUAUAGGCGUCUUUUGCUCACUAAACAAUGCUCAGCGUAAUUGUAGAUAAUUCAUACGUAUUCAUUACGUAUUUUAAACAAGCAUACAUCUCGAUUUGCUAAGUCUUGAAGUUAACAAAAAAUAACAGUAUUAUUUUUGUAUUUCGACCUAAGUACGUAAAUGGCUUAUCAGUUUUGGGUAAAAUAAGUAUGUAAUUAUAACCCUCUUAUUUUAACCGACUUAGUCAUAAAAAUUAAUUAGUUUGAGUAGACUGUUUUUGUUUUUAAAAGUAGAGAAUACACGUGACUUGGCAACAGUCGUAAGCGAAGAAACCGUCAUUACUUAUUGGAUUUACUGAAAAUUUUAAUCUAUACUAAAUGCUCUAAAACGAGCUGAACUCUUAAAUAACGGCUUUGAGUACGACAGUUAACUUUUUCUUUUGCAUUACAAUUUACGAUUAUAGGACUCUCGUGUCGUUUUGCGUGUUUCGUGACCUUUAACUAAUUUAGUUAUUUAUAAAUGAGACCUUUAGUAUUUAAAAUCCUAACAACACAUUUGUAGCAUAUACGAUAGGAUUGCUGAUGAUUAUGAUAGUUAAUUAUUUUUAUAAAUUCUGUUUCUUUAAGUAAACGGUAUAUUUGUUUGUAAAUAUUAUUUUUAAGCGAAUGAGGCGGACUUUUCAUUUUUAGAUUUGUUGAAAACUAGGUUAAUCAGUUUUUAGGAUAGUGUUUUGUUAUGUUUUAUGCUCAGCAUUCCGUUGUUUGUAAUAUUAUUUUAUUUAUUGUGAAAUAAACGUC
This is a messenger RNA of Pieris brassicae (large cabbage white), 4481 nucleotides long. RefSeq names its product lysophosphatidylcholine acyltransferase (gene LPCAT). The transcript has 11 exons. Bases 178 to 1671 code for a protein of 497 amino acids. The record is from RefSeq and is a predicted model, not a curated record. Lineage: Eukaryota; Metazoa; Arthropoda; Insecta; Lepidoptera; Pieridae.